Plutella xylostella (diamondback moth) is the source of this 1521-nucleotide messenger RNA. Lineage: Eukaryota; Metazoa; Arthropoda; Insecta; Lepidoptera; Plutellidae. The record is from RefSeq and is a predicted model, not a curated record.
GCCGCUACGGGCGACCGUACCGCGCUUCGCCGACGACUCCGAAGUCUCUCUACGAACUUUUAGUUCGAAAGCUGUGAUCAGUGAGUUAUGUGCUCGGCCAACCAGUGCGUUUGACGUGAUCAGUGAAACUAGACUAGAUGCUAAAUAACGUUUCGUUCAGUAUGAUGAACGAGCAAUGACCCUCAAAUUUUGCAGAGCAUGAAGCCCGGCACUGGGCGCGGCACCGAGCUGGCGCCAUGCGGUGUGCGGGCCUCGUCUUCAUCACUCAGUUAACCGUGUGCUGCUUCACUACAGAACCUCCAAACAACGAAAUCACAGAGGAGCCGACGACAGUGACGUCAUUCUACGCCCUGUCCGCCUCAGCGCCGGCGCCGAUCAUGCUCCGUCUCGGGAACUCCACCAUCGACUCUACCAAGUCGUUCAAAGUGCCACGACCGUCUUCGGACCCUGAAGUUACUACACUAGUGCAAGCUUCAACUGUGACGGUGCUACCGCAUGUUAUAUCAGCCAAAGAGCCGAAUAAGAUGAUUCCUCACAUGAUAUCGGUGUUGAGGAAUACUCACCUGGAUCACGACAGGCGCCAUGGGCCGACGUUUGAAGACACGCCGGUGGGGAAUAUUACCAAGAUUACCGUGCAGUUGGGUGAAGAUGCCCACUUAAAUUGUAGGAUUAGUUUACUUCAAGAUAAAACGGUAUCCUGGGUCCGUCGCAAAGGGCGGGAGGAGAUGCCGGAGCUGCUGACCGUGGGCGCGGUGACCUAUGCCGCCGACGACCGAGUGUCGGUCGCCAAGCGGUACCCCGGCAACUGGAAGCUGCUCAUCAGGCAGGUCACGCCAGAUGAUGAGGGCGUCUACGAGUGCCAGAUCUCGACGCACCCGCCGCGCGUCAGCCGGACGUUUCUGCAUAUUAAUACGCCACAAGUAUGGGUGGUGGACGAGGCCGGCGCGCCUCUCCUAGAGAAGUACUACGAGGCCGAGUCGACCCUGGCGCUGGUGUGUCGCGCGCGGGACGUGGACACCCCAGCCGUGCUGACCUGGCUGCAUGAGGGCAAGGCUCUUAAUGCUGAUACGACUAGGGGCGGCAUCAAUGUGAAGACGGAGCACGUCCCGGGCGGCGCGGACAGCCUGCUCCGCCUCGCGCGCGUCAACUCAAGUGAUGCCGGCAACUACACGUGCGCGGUGCGCGGCGCGCGCGCGCACACCGUCGCCGUGCACGUGCUGAAUGAAGAAAGCCUCGCGGAGCUGCACGCCGGCGCCAACCAGCCGACGUUGACAACGACCGUUAUAACGGUUUUCUUAACUCUCACCAUAUUAACGGAUACAGUUUCGUUACUCAGCCCCGGGGCGCUAGCGCUUACGGCGGCCAUACUGUAUUUAAUGAUGGCCCAAGGCCUCUUAAAGGAGUAUUUUAUCGUGCUUUUGCCAACGUGAUAAAAGUAUUUAGUAUCUAAUAUAAAUUAUUAUUAAAUCUAAGAAGUGUAAUAUAAAUAGUUAUUGAGAAAUAAAAUUUCAUUAUUAUAGC